CUCGAGACCUAGAAAGAGGGCGACCCGACUUUCAUCUCAUCUAUACCUCCGAUUUUUGCGAUUUGCCAGAGAUAAGUUUCCCUCCUUUAUGGUUCAUCUGCGGUGUCGAAAUGUGCACUCCAAAGUGACGGAGUGCGUAUCUCAACGCCUUUUCUCUCAAUGGCGGACGUUGCUCCUGGAAACGCCUUGCGAGGGCCAUCGACGAAAAUGUAGGGGCAAGCUUUCAUACGCAGCCAAACGAGCGUUAUCAACCGAUUCCAAACAAGACACUGCAUACAUGCACAGUUUUCUAAAAGACAUUGACGAGUGUGUGGGCAGAAACCGAACCGAGCCAGCAACGUUAAUAAAACUGGACAAGGAAAAGAAAAUCGCUCAAAAACGAAUUCCUCCGCAUGUCACUUCGGAAGUCGCCAAACACAUUCGAUCCCCCCUUGCGCUGUCCAUCCAUUCCCUAGCCGAAGCGGGAGAAAGUGCCAAAGCUUGGGAAGCAUUUCAAGCAUUUCACUCAUCCCAUGCGAACCACAUUAUACCGUUCGUCACUGCGCAAAAACUACUGCACAUGCUUGAACAAGACGUCAGCUCCCUUUCCUCAUCGCUCACAUCGGAACAAGUCGAUUUGCGGCAACUGUACCAUAGACGGCUGGAAUCGCUUUUGAAUCAUCUCCAGCGCUCAGAUACAACGUGGAGCCCUGAAGAUUUUUCGACCAUUUUACAGAUUUUCGGCAAAUUGGGACAUAUUGAGCGGAUAGAAGCCGUGGUUCGUAAUCGAAACGUCUAUUGCAAAGACCCGAUCACGACGGAUAACUACAACAUGGUGAUGCUCGCCUAUUUGAACGCAUUCAACAACCUCGGAGACCAGGCACGCCGUCGAUAUGUAUCAAAAAUGAUAAGUCUUUUGCGGCAGAUGGAGCAACGAGGCGUAUCACCGGACACAACAACGUUCAAUGCAUUGAUUGCAGCCAAAUUGAAGACGGGCGAUUUUGCAGGCGCGGAGGAAGUACUGGCCAAACUCAAGGCCACGGCCAAUUUGAAACCGAAUCGGACCACGUAUCACAGUCUCUUGAAUGCUUAUCUGAGGAGUUGUCGCCACGAAGACGUGAUCAAGGCGAAUGUAUGGAUGGACGAAAUGAUUGAUGCUGGCAUGAUCCCGUCCGUUUAUACUUUCAACAACAUCAUUAGCGGCAUCACGCGACAAGUGGAAUACUACCGACGCAUACGAUCCAACAGUGACAUGCAAAGUGCCGUCAAGUCCGUCAAAGCAUUGUACGAUUUAGCCGUUCAACUGGGCGUCAAACCGGAUAUCAUCACCGCCAAUUGUUUGUUAACGGCCUAUUCCGCGGCCAACGACAAGGACGCCCUGAAAAAGGUGGUCGACCUUUUGGACAUCCGUCCUCGAAAGACGGGUUGCGGGAACUGCGGCUGCGGUUCCGGUUGCCAGCCCAAGACGAUACAACCGGACCCCAUCGAGAAACCGCCCAUCAAGUUCACGCCCAAUACUCACACCUACAACAUACUUAUUAGACAUUAUCUACGACAACAUAAUUUAGACGAAGCCUUUGUAACAUACGAUUCCAUGGCCACCAGCGGAUUAUUACCCAAUGCAGAAACCUACGCCAAUUUCAUCAAUUACUACGUGCGACAAGCGAAUAUCCCCGAAGCCCUCAAAUACUACGAUGUGAUGCGAAAGAAGGGAAUAUGCAGCAAUCAGCACAUCUUCAAUGUAUUAAUGGUCAGCCUGUUCAAGGAUCCAGCUCAUGCCGAUGCUGUAGAAGCCCGCUUAAGGACCAUGAUGAUGGAUGAUAUUGAUCAGGAUGUGGUGUCAUACAACACUCGGAUGACAGCUUUGUCAGUCAAGGACGACGUUGACGACACGAUUCGAGAAGUGGCCGAUUUGUUCGAGCAAAUGAACGCACAAGGCUUGAAACCCGCGGCACAAACGUACAAUAUUGCAAUGAACGUGCUUGGCAAUUUGUACAAGAGAAAAGAUCGACAACGUCACGACGCCAUUGAAACCGUUCUUAAAUCCAUCCUCGAUAGCAUCGACAUCAAAGCGGAUUUACUCACGUAUGCAUUGACGAUCCGCAAUUAUGUUUACCGACAGGAUAUGAACGGCGCGGAACGCACUUUCAAGAAGCUGGUAAAAUCCGGGCUCAAGCCCAACGAAUUCGUUUUUACACAUCUUGUGGUGGGUUAUUCUCAAGCGGGUGAAAUGGAGAAAGCACAGAGGGUCAUCCACCACAUGGUCCACGCUCCGUAUCAUAUCCGACCAACUGCCUUUAUCUAUGCGCCCUUGAUCCAAGGUUACGUGGAUGCCGCCGAAUAUGAAAAAGCGUACGACACGUUUCGUUCCAUGAUCGACCAGGGCAUCACUGCCGACUUGCCUACCUACACCAUUCUCGCUAAAAUGUUUUUGAAAUCGGCGGGAUCCAGCAACGGAGUUCGAGCAAUAGAAUUGCUAAAGGAUUUGCGCAAGAUGAGCAACGACGGCAAAUCGAAUCUUCGAUUGGAUCUCCAGGUCUUGACGGUGAUGAUCGAAGCCCAUGGUAUUGCUGGUGCGCGAAGUUUGGACGUACAAGAAAAUGGUCGGCAAAAACUGAGCUUGAGUCAGGUGUUGGAACAGCGCGAUUACCACAUCAAGAAGGUGCAGGAUAUAUGUGAUGAGAUUCAACAACAAGGUUUUGACCUGGACGAUAAAGCGAUUACCACCAUUCUCACUUCUUACCGGAGGUUGGAGAAACCCGAGUUGGCGUGGAAAUUCUGGAAUAGCUUGUCGAGCAAGCGCAUGCUGGCUCCCAGUUACCGACAUUACGAUGCAUUGCUUUCCUGCUUUUCUCAUAACAAGCUGUGGUAUCCUGUAUGCAAGAAUGUCUUUGAAUCCAUGAUGAACGAGCGCAUCUUUGAAGGGUCUACGUUUACAUCGGAUCCACAUCAAGUUCAGGUGGAGCCGGAUGCGGUGACGUUUGAUGUCAUGAUAGAGGCCGCCGUAUCUGCUUCCGAUAUGGCCGGGGCUCGAACGGUUUGGCGUUUACCAUCGCGCCCGCGUUUGGCGGCCUCCGAUUCCCCGGAUACGGCACCGAAAUUACCGCUGAUACGGACGUAUUGCCUGGCCUUGGAAGCUUUAAUCAAGAGCCGAGAUGCUACGGCCGCGCAAGAAACUUAUCGCGAAGUUCUUUCUAUACCUGAGCAAACGAUUUCCGAGAAAUCGUGGAGACAUAAAAUCCAAGAAAUGGCCAAACAUCAUGGCCUGACCGAAGCAUGAAAUAUGCAAUUGAGCUACUGUAUACAUCCUAAUUCCAAAAAUGACACAUACCAUUCCGCAUUUUUUCCCUUUUUUUGGCCUUUUACCGGAUCACCAUUGCAAAAAUAAAAUCCAUUCUUUUUAUUUAUC
Molecule: messenger RNA, 3388 nt
Organism: Radiomyces spectabilis
Lineage: Eukaryota; Fungi; Mucoromycota; Mucoromycetes; Mucorales; Radiomycetaceae
Exons: 2
Coding region: 89-3259 (1056 amino acids)
Molecular function (GO): protein binding
Source: RefSeq, a predicted model, not a curated record